Messenger RNA from Paramormyrops kingsleyae, 2190 nucleotides. RefSeq names its product F-box protein 31 (gene fbxo31). Gene Ontology annotation, biological process: SCF-dependent proteasomal ubiquitin-dependent protein catabolic process. Gene Ontology annotation, molecular function: protein binding. Gene Ontology annotation, cellular component: SCF ubiquitin ligase complex. The record is from RefSeq and is a predicted model, not a curated record. NCBI's taxonomy places the organism in Eukaryota, Metazoa, Chordata, Actinopteri, Osteoglossiformes, Mormyridae.
CAUUCAUAGAAGCGGACAGUCACGUCAGCUAGAUCGCUCCCCGUGAGCACCUCCCCGUAGGCGCUGACGUACGCGGAUGACGGCUGCGCCUUGGGUCUACACCCGGGCACGGAAAGGGCAAGAGCUAUAAUCGGGGCUGUAGUCCGACUUAAAGCGGUUGCAAUGAUGUAAUAUUGCCCCUUUGAUGACUACGGAUGGCGGCGUGUGCCAGGCUCUGCGGAGUGGGACAGUCGCGGAGGUGCAGGCGGCGACAGCGGCACAGUCAACAGGAUCAGGACAGCGAUUCUGAUAUGGACGAAGAAGAAGAAGAACGGAUCGUGUGCAAUACGCAGGCGGAGGCUGCCGCUGGCCAUCCGGACACACGGCUUUCCGCAUCGGGGCCUGCUGUUGUAGGUGACUUGGGCACCGUCACCGCUGGUGCGAACGCCAACAGACACAGCGUUGGUAGCAGCGGCUCCGGCGAGCAGCCUAAUUCGCAGUCCUUGGUGGAGCUUCCGCCUGAGCUUCUUGUGGAGAUCUUCGGCUUGCUCCCCGGCACGGCGUUGCCCAACUUGGCACUAGUUUGCAAGAAAUUCAGGCAGAUCCUUAAUACUGAAACUAUCUGGAGACGGCGAUGCAUAGAAGAAUUUGGCUUGAAGGGGGACCCGUGCAUGAUGGAGCAAGUGGGCGUGUCCAGUUGGGAGCUGUACACUAGACGUGUCCAUCCUUCAAUGGCAUCCAGACGCUAUGUUAAAGUGCUUCCCGAUUGCGAGCGAACAGACUAUCGGAAAUUAUACACGCGCAUACUGCACCCAUACAGACACGUGCUGGGCCUGUGGCAGCCAGACAUCGGGCCCUACGGGGGGCUUCUCAACGUGGUGGUGGACGGCCUGUUCAUCAUUGGCUGGAUGUACCUGCCUCCGCAUGACCCCCGCGUGGAGGACCCCAUGCGGCGACGCCCACUCUUCCGCAUCCGCAUGCUGGGGGAAGACAAGGCGGCCGUGGAGUGCAUGUACGGACACCGAGGCCCUCACAGGGGAGACAUACAGACAGUGAAGAAGGAUGAGUUCUCCACCAAGUGCAACCAGACAGACCACCAUCGCAUGCCGGGGGGGCGCCAGGAGGAGUUUCGCACUUGGCUGGAGGAGGAGUGGGGGCGUACGCUGGAGGACAUCUUCCAUGAGCACAUGCAGGAGCUCAUCCUCAUGAAGUUCAUCUACACCAGCCAAUACGACAACUGCCUAACGUACCGGCGAAUCUACCUCCCGCCGCGGCAGCCCAGUGAUCUCCUGCAGCCCGGCCUCUUCAAGGGCACCUACGGCAGCCACGGCCUGGAGAUCGUCAUGCUCAGCUUCCACGGUCCAUGGGCCCGGGGAACCAAGCUCACCGGUGACCCCAAUGUGCCAGCUGGCCAGCUGACGCUGGAUGUGGACCUGAGCCGUCCUGUGCACCUUCCCGACCUGGAGUCCCAGUGGAGCAUGGAUGAACUGUCCCGGCUGGUGUUGGCAGUCCACGAGCAGGUGCAGCGCGAUGCUCCCUCUGACCCGUCCAGCCUGGAUGUGGAACUCGGGGCCGGCGGCAAAGAAGGGCAGAUGUCAGGUGCCUCGGCUCAGGGGUCAGAAGUCCCACCGGCUGGCGCGCCCCAAGAACGACAGAACUUCGUGCUGCCGCUUGGAGUCAUGGCCCGUAAUGAAGUGUACCCUCGAACCUGCAAGAUGUGUUUCUACGGCACAGGCCUGAUCGCAGGACAUGGCUUCACAAGUCCUGAGCGCACACCCGGCCUGUUCGUCCUGUUUGAUGACGAUCGCUUUGGCUUCAUCUGGUUGGAGCUGAAGUCGUUCAGCCUCUAUAGCCGCCUGACGGACAGCCUACCUUAUGCACAGGCCCCUUCCAUGGAACGCUUCGAAGACAUGCUGCGCAGCAUGCAGUCCUGGACUUCCUGACCUCUGGCCAUAUCCCUUCACCACACCCAAAGCAUGCAGACUCAUACCUCCAUAAAAGCAUGCAGACCCCCACUCAUACCUGUCACCUCCCUGACAAUAAGAAGACAUCCGCUUAUACAUGUCACAUGCCAGAGAGAAUGCAGACCACUGCUCAAUGCCUGUCACCUCCCUGACAGUUGGAAGACUUCCGCUCAUACCUAUCACCUCUAUAACAGCAUGCAGACCUCCACUCAUACCUGUCACAUCCAUAACAGCAUGCAGNCACAGA